Messenger RNA from Paraphaeosphaeria sporulosa, 1377 nucleotides. RefSeq names its product P-loop containing nucleoside triphosphate hydrolase protein. The record is from RefSeq and is a predicted model, not a curated record. The transcript has 2 exons. The coding region runs from base 263 to 1132 and encodes 289 amino acids. NCBI's taxonomy places the organism in Eukaryota, Fungi, Ascomycota, Dothideomycetes, Pleosporales, Didymosphaeriaceae. Gene Ontology annotation, molecular function: ATP binding; ATP hydrolysis activity.
CCUCCCCUCGCAUAUGCACCCUGACUUACGACCAACACGCCCUACAACAACCCUCAAUUGCCGAACCAAAGGCAUCGCGCUGGUGCGUGAUUUUCGCCUUCCGGAAACCGCCUAGCGCCCGUAAUAGCAUCAUCACUUUCGGAGGGAAAACGUCCCACUUGCGCGGGGUGCCACUGACAUCGAACCAUCUAUAAAAUGUAGCAACCCCUUCAUAAUCAGGCUUUAACAGUCCUUCAUUCCUUCCCACACCGAAGAACUCGCAAUGGCACAGCAGAACAGAAUUGAGAAGGGCAUCGCGCCGAACAUCGACGUCAGGAACCUGAGCUAUGCGUUUCCAGACGGGAGCAGCGGGCUCAAAGAUGUUUUCCUCGAGUUGCCGCCUGGGAGCAGAACGCUGCUGAUCGGAGCCAACGGCGCCGGCAAAACCACGCUCCUGCGCCUCCUCUCGGGCAAGCGCAUGGCCCCCGCCGACACGGUCCACAUCGCGGGCGUCGACCCCUUCAAGCUUGGCCUCGAAGGUGUAACCUACCUCGGUCUCGAGUGGGUGCUGAACCCCAUUGUGCGCUCCGACAUUGACGUGCCCACGCUGCUCGCCUCCGUCGGCGGCAACGCCUACCCCGAGCGCCGCGACGAGCUCGUUCGCAUCCUCGACAUCGACCUCCGCUGGCGUCUGCACGCCGUCAGCGAUGGCGAGCGGCGCCGCGUGCAGCUCGCCAUGGGGCUCCUGCGCCCAUGGACGAUUCUUCUGCUCGAUGAGAUCACCGUGGAUUUGGAUCUCCUGUCCCGCAGCAACUUUCUCAGUUUCCUGAAGAAGGAGACGGACACGAGGCCGUGUACUAUCGUCUACGCGACGCAUAUCUUGGACAACCUCGCGACGUGGCCGACGCACCUCGUGCACAUGUCACUGGGCCGUGUCAAGAAGUGGGGCAGCAUGGCGGAGAUGCAUGUCCAGAGCGAGGAGGACAAGCGCGUCAUCAGCGGGAACAGCGCCCUGGGGGAGCUGGUGCUGGCGUGGCUGCAGGAGGAUUUGGAUGAGCGGGGCCCACGGAAUGCGAUGAGGACGGAGGGGAAGACGUAUGAGAGUCUGGAUGGGAAGGGGGGUUAUGGACUUGAGAAAAGGCCUGGGAAAUAGGCAGGAAGGUGUGUGUUUUUCUGGGCAGCGCCUGCAUUCAACAAUGUGGCGGCCUGGCGGCAUUUGAAUUCGGCGUUCUGUUUUGCGUCUACUCAACGAUGAUACCCCAUUUCGGUUUUCAACACGGACUUCAACAUGGGUAGCAUUUUCGGCAUUGUACUAUUUUUGGCUGGGUUCGUAGAUGCGUCACUACAUCAGUAUUCAACCCAAUCAUGGGCCUCUGCAAAAUCGCGUUCAUGAUUGCU